ACAUCAGACAGCCGCAGGUUGCUGCUAUUGCAGCAGGAGCAAUGGACUAGUCACGGAUCUGAGGUUAAUAAGUGGGAGGAAUGGCUUGAGAUUAAACAAAAAAAAAGCAACGAGAGAUGAGCAAUAUCUGACAGUCUUGUUGGAAAUUGCUGCAGUGCUCUUUUUCCAGGUGUAGUGUAUUAUCAUACAGAUUGACUAAACUGGGCAACGGAGUCUCAUGUCACAUGUGCUUCAUAGGAAGAAACGGGGCAUCUGCAAGCUGGAUCUGGAGGAGGAUGCUGCGGCAAAUGAUACACAGAGGGCUCAAAGCUUCUUUCUACUGGCUGGGCUUAUUUGUUAGUAGGCAUCCGGUUUUUUUCCUCACCGUUCCCGCAGUCUUAACCAUCAUUUUCGGAUCUACAGUGCUGAGCAGAUUCAAGCCCGAAACGGACCUCGAAAUACUGGUUGCCCCGACCCACAGCUUUGCUAAAGUAGAGCGGAGUCUUGCGAACAGCCUUUUCCCCAUCGACCAGUCAAAAAACAAGCUGUAUUCCGACCUGCACACCCCCGGCAGAUAUGGCAGACUGAUUCUACUGGCCAAGUCUGGGGGAAAUAUAUUGGAGCUAGCCGACCAGGUCCUGCAGGUUCACAAGCAGGUGUUGGAUUUGAGUGUUAAUUACAAGGGAUUCAAUUACACUUUCGCUCAUCUCUGUGUCCUGAGCCAUCAGGAUAAGCGAUGCAUCUUGGAUGAUAUAAUUACGAUAUUUGAAGAUAUCCGUUUAGCUAUUCUGUCGAAUUAUACUUUCUCGAAGGUGCCCGUAAGCUAUCCAAAUACAACCUUAAAGGACGGUCGUGUGUCUUUCAUCGGCCACCAGCUGGGUGGAGUGGCCUUCUCGCCCAACAGCCGAGACCAGCAGGUGAAGUUUGCCCGGGCCGUCCAGAUCACCUACUACCUCCGCAAUCAUGGCCCCGUGGUUCAGGACGUCAUCGCAGAGAAAUGGGAGAACGCCUUCUGCGCCCUCAUCACGCGCCUGUCCACGCUCAGCGAGGACCUGCACAUCCAGUCUCUCACCUCCUUCAGCCUGUGGAGGGAUUUCCACCAGACGGGCGUGCUGGCUAAAGGGGAGGUGCUGGUCAGCAUGGUGCUCCUCCUGCUGGCAGCCACCAUCUCCAGCUCCAUGAGGGACUGCCUGAGGGGGAAGCCCUUCCUGGGUCUACUGGGUGUGCUCACCAUAGCCAUCGCCAACGUGACUGCAGCUGGCAUCUUCUUCAUCUCCGAUGGGAAGUUUAACUCCACGCUGCUGGGGAUCCCCUUCUUUUCCAUGGGUCAUGGAACCAAAGGAGUGUUUGAGCUCCUGGCGGGCUGGAGAAGAACUCGAGAGAGCCUUCCCUUCAAGGAGCGCGUUGCAGACGCCUUCGCCGACGUGAUGGUGUGCUAUACCAUGACCAGUUCCCUCUACAUCAUCACCUUCGGCAUGGGUGCCAGCCCCUUCACCAACAUCGAGUCGGUGAAGAUCUUCUGCCAGAGCAUGUGCGUGGCCGUCCUGGUCAACUACUUCUACGUGUUCUCCUUCUACGGUUCCUGCUUGGUGUUCGCUGGUCAACUGGAGCAGAACCGCUACCACAGUGUGUUCUGCUGUAAGAUCCCCUCAGUGGAGUACCUGGACCGUCAGCCCACCUGGUUCAAGACCAUGAUGAGUGACGGCCAUGACCACGUCACGCACCACGAGGUCUUGCCCUACCACAACCACUUCAUCCAGCACUUCCUGAGGGAGCACUACACGGAGUGGAUCACCAACACCUAUGUCAAGCCCUUCGUGGUCAUCCUCUACCUGAUCUACGCCUCCUUCUCCUUCAUGGGAUGUUUACAAAUCAGUGAUGGAUCCAACAUCGUCAACCUCCUAGCCAGCAACACGCCCAGUGUGUCCUACGCCACGACCCAGCAGAAGUACUUCAGUAACUACAGCCCCGUGAUCGGCUUCUACAUCUAUGAGCCCAUCGAGUACUGGAACUCCACAGUGCAGGAGCACCUCACAACGCUGAGCCACGGCUUCAACAAGAUCUCCUGGAUGGAUAACUACUUUCAGUAUCUGAAGGUGGUGAAUGUGAGCGCCUCGACCAAAAGUGAUUUCAUCACCAUCCUGCAGGGCUCCUUCCUGCGCAGCCCGGAGUAUCAGCACUUCAUGGAGGACAUCAUUCUGUCCAAGACAGAUGGGGAUGAAAUGGAGAUCAUCGCGUCCAGGAUGUACCUGGUGGCACGGACCACGGAGAAGACAAGGGAGGAAGUGGUGGAGCUGCUGGAGAGGCUCCGCCCACUCUCGCUCAUCAACAACAUCAAGUUCAUCGUCUUCAACCCCACCUUCGUCUUCAUGGACCGUUACAGCUCCUCCGUAGUGUCGCCCAUCCUCACCUCGGCUUUCAGUGUGCUCACCAUCCUCAUCCUCACCUUCUUCCUAGUCAUCAACCCUCUGGGGAACUUCUGGUUGAUCCUGACCGUCACCUCUGUAGAGCUGGGGGUCCUGGGCCUCAUGACCCUCUGGAAUGUACACAUGGACAGCAUCUCUAUCCUGUGCCUUAUUUAUACUCUAAACUUUGCCAUGGAUCACUGUGCACCCCACCUGUAUACCUUUGUACUGGCCACGGAGCACACCAGGACCCAGUGCAUUAAGAUCUCGCUGGAGGAGCACGGGGCGGCCAUUUUGCAAAAUGCCUGCUGUUUCAUUAUCGGGAUGUUGCCCUUGGUGUUUGUGCCUUCCAACCUGACCUUCACACUGUUCAAGUGCUCCCUCCUCACCGCAGGCUGCACAGUGCUGCACUGUUUUGUUAUCCUGCCUGUGUUUCUAACGUUUUUCCCCCCGUCCAAAAAAAGGCACAAGAAGAAGAAACGGGCCAAACGGAAAGAGAGAGAGAGGGAGCGGGAGAUGAUGGAGAGGGAGAGAGUGAGGGAAAGGGAGGAGAUAGAGUGCAUUGAAGUCAGGGAGAACCCUGAUCAUGUGACUAACGUCUGAGAGGCCGUGUGUCUGAGCGGUGAGCGGCGAACGUUGAGCGUCAGCGGGACGGUCUUCAGUGAUUGGUGGGUGAGGCGUUGGAAGCCGUUCCUAAAGUGAAGGUGACCAUGUGGUGUAGCACCUCACAGGGCCCAAGGGGUUAGAGCUGACCGGUCCUCAGAGGGAGGAGGGAGAGAUAGGCUAGCAGCCAUGACCCAGUCAGACAGCCAGCAGCCAUGCUGUCCAGAGUAGAAACCAGACCAGAUCAGACCCAUAGAUCAGCUAUGCCUUCAGACUGGACGGGACAGUGUAUAUUAUCUGCACAGUCUGCUCAUGGUUCCCUCUGCUGUUCAUACAGACACAUGCACACAGCCAGGAUGCAACUACAAACGCCUACAUUCACUUACAGUGUUAUGUGUAUGUGAAUAGUACAUCUUAUUUUAACAAUUGUAAAUCUACAGUACCUUGAGCAAAGCAUGCUAGCAUGACAAUGAGAGACACGUCUACCUCCAGGAUGGUUGUCAAAGUUAUCUAAAUUGUUUUCUACCAUUUGUCAUAGUAAAUCUGGCCAUUCACUGGCAUAUAUGACCACCCUUCUAGUAUGAUUAGUUUGAUGAAUGACAGGCAGAAGGAUCUAUACCUUUGAAUUUGUUUGAGAGUACACAGAGAUAAUGAAUACCAACAGUACAUUCCAUUCUGUCUUUUCGGUGAACACCCAAGCGAACAGCUGAACUGGGCAGAUGGCAUACACUGUGUCCAUUAUGAAGAAUUAUCUUGCACAGUACAAUUGUCAAGGUACAUUUUACAGGAAGACAAGUAUAUCUGCUUUAUUUCUGUUUUCACAUCUGUUCUUAGCCAACAAUUACAGUGGAACUGCAGCAAGGUACGUCAUUUAACAGAGUCAUGCAUGUUCUAGAAAUCCUAGCAGAAUGAACUAGGUGUGAAAGGGCCUCUUUAGAGCAGUAAAACCAAAAGGAUGGAGUACUGCAGAGGUUGAAGAUUGUAUUGCCAUACUAACUGGGCUCGGAUAUGGGGUCAUCUGAACAUCAUGGUUGACGAGGCAUGGUUAGUGUCUAACACAUUUCAGGGUCACACGUUUUGAUGGCCCAUGAUUAUGGGUCAUGAACAAAAUAAAUGAUUGGGUGGGUUAGACACGACAGGCUACAUGUUAGGUCAUCAUUUAAUCAGAGAUACUGUAUAUUAGCUCUUUUUGUUUGUGUGAAAUUCUAUGGUGCCAAAUAAUUAGAGAGAAAAACAACUUUUGGGUGCAGAUAAAACACUUCUUGAUUUGUUUUGUAAAUGUGGACAUUCUGUCAAAUGAAACCAUGAUGUAAAAGACGUCUUAUUGGUUCUAACCUCAAAGCAAUGUCGUACGUCACAAUUAUUCUAGUUUAAGCAACCAUUGGUAUUCAUAUUCCAAUGGCUUUUAUGGUCCCAUGCUUGAUGUACUUUAGAACUUUCCAGAGAAUAUCAACGUUCUCCUCCAGUAGCCUCUCUACGAUCCAGAGUGGCCAAAAUGUAGUCCCUCUCCCCUGGGGAAAACCAAGCGCAUUAACUAGCUACGUCUGGAUAGGAUCUCUGUAAGGGCUGAGAAGAACACUCUCAAAGUCAGACUGCAGGGGAUAGUCAUCACGAACCUCUGGCACAUUAUCUUAGUGGCUUGUGGCAUGUGACAGAGUGCCUCUCAUGUCAAAGGAUGUGGCUGUCCUUAGGUUAUUCUUAUUUGAAAGUUAUGACUUUUGAGAAAGCAUUGCUGUCUUUAUAUGUUGCUUGAAAGGGUUGAGGUUCUCCUCAAAAAGGACAGAUAAAGCUAGCAGGGCAGCUGAGGCAGCUUUGUGUGUGUUUGGACCAAAAGUUAGAGAAGCUUACGUGAGAAAAAUGGUUAGUAGAAAUAACCAUCAUGAAAGCAUCAUGUUGUAGGCGUACAUAUUAAUGUAAAGAAAAGAAGAGUGGUUUAUACUUCAGUAUGAUAGUUCGCUAGUUAUCAAGAUAAUGCCUUUAACUGCUCAUGGGCUUUCCCAUUCCUCCGUUAGUGAAAUAAAUGCAAUUAAAGGGGUCCUCCAUCAUGAAAUAAUCACCCUCCUUACAAAAUGCUUUGUCUCAGUGUUAGCAAAGAAUGAAUCUCUCAUGUUAAGAAUGUUGACAAGGUAAAUCCCUAAUUUCAUUCUCAAAUCUCUUGUCUGUGGUGAUGAUUAAUCAUAAGCAUUUAAACGUAAAUAGCAAGAGAGAAUCUGGUACCUUUUAACCAGACAUAGUUUAGUGAGGGGUAUAGGCUAGCUACAACACCUGCAGCUGUUGGUUUCUCUGCAUUUUGUAAAAGCCAUGUCAUAUAUGUAUAGCAAGAAAGCAUGAACAUUUAAUAUAAUGGGAACAAAAUGUCAAUUGAAAUCAUUGACUUCCCAAAAUGACUGUACGCAUGGCACUGUAAUGUAUGUAUGCAUGUAUUUAAUUUUUGUACAUUUAGUCUUUGUAUCCUCAUUUUGCUACUCUGUAGUAACCUAUUUCAAUGCAUAUUCUAUAACAUCUUGUGCAAAAAAAGAACAAAAUGUCCUUUAUGUUCAACAAGACAAAAGCCAGAGAAUCACAUUAUGACAUGUAAUAUAAUUGUAUAUGAUUUUUUUGUAAGAUUUUAUAAGAAAAAUAGGAAAGAACUCUAUAAUAUAAGAUUUUUUUAAGAAUGACAUUUUAUUAUAAAAAAGCAAUAAAGAAAAAAAAGGUUGAACACAGUAGGCCAGUAAUAAACUGUGGAAUGCCAACAGUAUACAGAAUAGGUCGACCCAUCGCACACUGCAGUGGACCUACAUGUUUGUUGUGCUUCAACAAAUGUAACAUGUUUUCUAUGGGGAGACUUCUUUGUUUGUUUAUUUGUUUGUUUGUCUAUUGCUCACUACCUGGCCAUUAUAUUACAGGGAAAUAUUACAGCCUCUUUUCACUACACCACAAUUUUAUCUGGCUUGGUUUUAGUCUACCAGAAUAGUUUGCAACAUAACAAACAUUAACAACAAAGUAUUUACAUUUUAUACGCUGAAAAUGUCUAAGACUGAGCUUAAAGGCUUGCCGUGCUGUUAUGAACCAUAUGUACAUAACUUCUGUUGAAUAUCCAGAUUACAAUAUGAUUAUACAUGAUCCAUGAACAUGCUUAACCUUCCAAUAACUUUCAUUGCUUUUUUGCAAGACUCUCAUGAUACAGGAUAGUCGAUUCAUAUUUUCAAAUACUCUGCUUGCUGUGGUUACUGUGUACAAGUCAUCUCUGAUGAAGCUAUGUUUAAUGCUGUCUUUCUGAGUCUACUGUGUGUUCAAACGUGCGACCAAUCAUCACUUGUCUAACUUCACUGUCUGCUCCGCUGAGAAGUCAGUACCUCCACCAAUGUUUAAUUUGUCAUCAUUAAGUAUUCAAUAUCCAAAAUACACUACGUGGCUGUCCAGUGUCCAGAUCCUCUCGAUCUCCAAACUCCCUUGCUUAUGAUUUUAUUUAUCCCUUAAAUCAGGCUGUCUGAUGCAGUAAUUUGUUGGUGCUUAAAGUAUGUGUGGUAGGGUGUAAUUUGGAGUUUGGAGUUUGGACAGAACGUGGUCACUGAUUGAGGACAUCCGUGAAGACGUCAUUAUCUGAGGUUUGGUAUUGAUCACUGUGGUGUCUGAUGCUCUAUGUGUGAAUAUAAAAACCCAAACACUGUUAUUGAGUAGCAGAUGAUAUCAGGCUACUUUAAAAUUUCACCACACUUUGUCAUACUAAGUAUAGGCAUCAACCUGCUGCAGUUGGGCUCAUGAUACUAGCUUAUACUACUUGCCAGGAAAACACUGCAAUAAGAUGUGUGAAACAACCAUUGAGCAUGAUGACUGAAUUAGAAUAUUGAAAGAUGCAUAGGAAAGUCAGAAUAACCCAAGCAGCAGGUUAACUAAUGUCUGCCCCUCAAUCAUACACAAGCAUAGCUAAGUUUGCAUGUUCAGGUAUACAACAACACAGUGCAAUAAGAUUAUGCAAUUAUAAACUGUGGUUGACUACGCUGCAUUACUGUUAUAACAGCAAGAACACAUUUAUUCUGUAUUGUUAGGUAUCCAUUUCCUCAUUGGUUGUAACCCUGACAGUGGAGGCUACUGAGGGGAGGACUGAUUAUAAUAAUGGCUGGAAUGGAGCAAAUGGAAUGGCAACAAACUAUGUGUUUGAUGUAUUUGAUACCAUUCCACUGAUUCCGCUCCAGCCAUUACCUCGAGCCCCUCCUCCCCAAUUAAGGUGCCACCAACCUCCUGUGAACCCAGCCAAUGUAUUUUCUGCUCAUUCAUCAAUACUGUAGUCAUCCCCUUUUUUACAUUUGCAAUUUCAUAUAGAAUUUCUACACCACAUGUCAAUGUCAACAAUUGAGUACUGCAGUAGGAUUUCCCCCCUUAGAAUAAGCAACAGACUGAAAAGGGAACUGUCUCAACAACUUGUGUGUGCUAGGCCAGUUUAAAUACAAUGCUGCUAACAUAGUGAACAUCCAUGCCAGCCAUCUUUCAGACAGUACAAAUUGCUCAGUGUUAAAGAUAGAAAGUCUUGGGUGAAUGACUUGAUAAUUUAUUUGGAGUCUGGAUUAGGCUUGAAAAUGCUAAUGUCUGAGGCUAUGUACGUGUCGUCAUACGCUUGAAACAACAUGUCUAUGUGCACGUCAUAAGCUCUACAUAAGGCUGUGGGGUCCAGGAUGGAUGCACACCAUUCAUCUACAAUGGAAUUACUUUUAAUUUGUCAGAAUGGUUUGGUUGCAUUGCUUUGUUUUUCAAUGCUUUAUGUGUCUUUUAUGUAAAAGAACAGUUUGGAUUCUGGUAAAUGGUUUGUCGGUGCUGUUGUGAUCCUGUCAGACAGAGUUGAAAACUGGUGGUGGGUUGAGAUGACUGUACAUCAAUCAAUACAUAGUAUUUGGAGUUUGAUUGUGACCAAGGUUGAGUGUUAUGUUGGAUAUGCUGUACAUAGAUAGGAUACAUAGAAUGUAGGCCCUGAAUCAAGCAGCAAGUGUAAGGAUGUGGUUAUGACAACAAUGCGUGUUUGUGUACUAUAGUUAACACACCUCCUAAUCCCUAAAAUUACACUUUAUUUACUUUGCAUACACCAACUGUAACCACUAUGCUGCUAUGAGGCUUAUGGUGAAAACAGAUGACAUUGCAUGAGGAGUAAUCACAGCUUUGUUUAAGUGUACAUCAGUGUAGGCUCCUCAAAGGAGGAAGGGGAGGACCAUCCUCCUCUGUGAAUUUCAUGAAAAUAUAAAUUGCGAAACAUUAAAAAAGUAAUACUUUUUAGAUAAAACUAUUAUUUAGUACAUCACGUCACCAAAUAAUUGAUUAAAACAAACUGUUUUGCAGUGGAGGUCUACAGUAGCCUCAACAGCACUCUGUAGGGUAGCACCAUGGUGUAGCCGGAGGACAGCUAGCUUCCUUACUCCUCUGAAUACAAUGACUUUAAUACAAAACCUAGGAGGUUAAUGGUUCUCAUCCCCUUCCAUAGACGUACACUAAUUAUGACAACUUCCAGAGGAUGUCCUCCAACCUAUCAGAGAUCUUGCAGUAAUAACUGACAUGUUGUCGACCCAAUCAAAGGAUCGGAGAAUUAAUAUGUUUGUGAAAGCAUCAUCUACAGCUAGAUAGCACUGCAGUGCAUACAAUGUGGUGAGUGUUUGGCUCAAAGAGAGAGAAAGACCAUAGUUGAACAGUUUUGAAC
Messenger RNA from Salmo salar (Atlantic salmon), 8652 nucleotides. Its product is annotated as patched domain-containing protein 1. The record is from RefSeq and is a predicted model, not a curated record. Gene Ontology annotation, cellular component: membrane. Lineage: Eukaryota; Metazoa; Chordata; Actinopteri; Salmoniformes; Salmonidae.